Messenger RNA from Ornithodoros turicata, 1458 nucleotides. RefSeq names its product zinc finger protein 227-like. Gene Ontology annotation, molecular function: RNA polymerase II cis-regulatory region sequence-specific DNA binding; DNA-binding transcription factor activity, RNA polymerase II-specific. Gene Ontology annotation, cellular component: nucleus. The coding region runs from base 1 to 1458 and encodes 485 amino acids. The record is from RefSeq and is a predicted model, not a curated record. Gene Ontology annotation, biological process: regulation of transcription by RNA polymerase II. Lineage: Eukaryota; Metazoa; Arthropoda; Arachnida; Ixodida; Argasidae. The transcript is spliced from 2 exons.
AUGGUGCUAGAGGAAGGGCUUAUCUUCCGGCCGAAGACGCCAACAACUUGGUGGCAGGAUGCAACAGCAAGUACAAGUGUGCUUCAUAUUAAGGAUGAGCCCGCAGAAGUUUGUGAUCCUGUUUCAUUGGAUGGCACCUCUUCAGGUGCAUGCUUCAACAUCAGUGCAACAACUAUUCAACCUCCAUUCAGCAACAGUGUCCCAGUCACUGUGAACAGUCAUCCCGCAGGUCCUAAGCCUAGAGGCAUUGCACCAGACCAGAGCAAGGACCAAGAGACAGGCAAAUCGUCGAUCUGUGAUCACGAAAAGGACACGCUCUACAGAUGCACUGUUUGUCUGGCUACAUGCACCGAAAUUGCUCACUUGGAAGUUCACCUCAAAACACACGAAACAAAGCCAUUUACCCACGGCACACAUUCUGCCACGUUCCAGCACGUGCCUGCUCAAGCCAGCCCGAUAUGCAGUGUGCACGUACAUGUUGGCAACGAUUCUGAACAGCAUCUACCAAUGUCCAGGGGAGAGCAGAGACUGCGGUACGAUCUCUGCCCCUCUACUUUCUCUCCAACAGAGUGUGCCAAAGACCGCAAGGUGCACACCGAGAAGCCAUACAAGUGCGAUCUCUGUCCUGCAGCGUUCAGCCGCAAAAUGCACUUGCAAGAUCACAGGCACACACACACGAGAGAAAAGCCAUACAAGUGCGAUCUCUGUCCCGCAGAAUUCGGCCGCAGCACGCGCUUGCGGGUUCACAAGCAGACGCACACGGCGGGCGAGAAGCCGUACAAGUGUGACGUCUGCCUUGCAGGAUUCAGAGAGAGCGCGCACUUGCGGUGUCACAAGCGGACGCACACGGGUGAGAAGCCAUUCAAGUGCGAUAUCUGUCCUGCGAGGUUCAGCCAGAGCGCGAAUUUGCGGCGACAUGAGCAGGCACACACAGGCGAGAAGCCGUACAAGUGCAAUCUCUGUCCCGCGGAAUUCGGCCGCAAGAUGCACUUGCAAGACCACAAGCACACACAUACGAGAGAAAAGCCACACAAGUGUGAUAUCUGUCAUGCAGGGUUCAGCCAGAGAACAUACCUGCAGCGUCACAAGCAGAUACAUACAGACGAGAAGCCACACAAGUGCAACCUCUGUCCUGCAACAUUCAUCCGGAGCACGCACUUGAAGCGUCACAAGCAGACACAUACAGGCGAGAAGCCGUUCCACUGUGAUCUGUGUCCUGCAGAGUUUAGCGAUUGUGCGUAUUUGCAGUGUCACAAGCACACACACGUGGGUGAGAAGCCAUACAAGUGUGACAGAUGUUCUGCAGGGUUCAUCCAGAGCGCACACCUGCGGCGUCACAAACAAACUCAUACGGGUGAGAAGCCUUACAAGUGUGAUAUCUGUACUGCAGAGUUCAGUCAGAGUACACACCUGGAGCGUCACAAGCACACACACUGGCGACACGCCAUACAAGUGUGA